CGUGGCUGCUGUUGCUGCUGAGGAGGCUGCUUUGCAAACGGCGGAGAGGAGCGGGGAGGAAGAAUCGGCAGCAACUUCUUCCAUACGCACGGGCAGACAACGAGGAGCAGCAGCAGCAAGCAGAAUUUGCAACAAAAAGAGGCAUCUCCCUUUCCCGGGGAGGGUGAAAAGAAGCAGCAGCAGCAGCAGAAUUUUGGAGCGGCUCCACCAGGAGAAAUUUUAUAGAGAAGCCUGCAAGAAAGAGUGUUUGCAGGGGGCUUGUUCUCCGGGCUGAUUAGGGGGCUGUCUUUGCUGGUGGUGCGGGGAGUGGAGGUGAUCCCCCUUAAAGACAAGCUAUUUUGGAUAUCCCCGUACAAGUUUUCUGAUGUAUUUGCUUGCACCUUCUUCCCCUGCUGUUUGGUGAACCCAGCCCCCUCUCCCCCCCCCACCGGUCUCCCAAGGAUGGAUCAUUCCCAGUGCCUUGUGACUAUAUACGCCUUGGUGGUUCUGCUGGGUCUCCGGCUAGAGCAGGGCGCCUGCCAGCACUAUCUGCACAUCCGACCGGCUCCCAGCGACAACUUGCCCUUGGUGGAUCUAAUCGAGCACCCGGACCCUAUCUUUGACCCCAAGGAGAAGGAUCUUAACGAGACCUUGCUAAGGAACCUCAUGGGCGGACACUUCGACCCUAACUUUAUGGCUAUUUCCUUGCCCGAGGACAGGCUUGGAGUGGACGAUCUAGCUGAGCUGGACUUGCUGCUCAGGCAGAGACCCUCGGGAGCGAUGCCCAGCGAAAUCAAAGGGCUGGAGUUUUACGACGGGCUGCAGCCGGGCAAGAAGCACAGGCUGAGCAAGAAGCUGCGCAGGAAGCUGCAGAUGUGGCUCUGGUCCCAGACCUUCUGCCCGGUCCUAUACACGUGGAACGAUCUCGGCAGCCGCUUUUGGCCCCGGUAUGUCAAAGUGGGCAGCUGCUACAGUAAAAGGUCUUGUUCAGUCCCAGAAGGCAUGGUUUGCAAACCUGCCAAGUCCGUGCAUUUAACGAUCCUGAGGUGGAGGUGCCAGCGUCGGGGAGGGCAGAGGUGCACAUGGAUACCCAUCCAGUACCCCAUCAUUUCGGAGUGCAAGUGCUCCUGCUAGGGCUUGCACUUACCUUUUCUCGCCCCUUCUCCAGCGGACUCACGUGGACCUUUGCUGCAACAAAAAUAAAAGACAUUUGCUUUCUGGUUAACGUUGUAAUGCACUGUAACGUGUAGGAGAAUGUAUAUUGUGUGUAUAUAUGGCACCGUUUUAAUAUACUAUUAAAAGGUCAGUAUUAUACGUGAAAUAAUCAGCGUCUACUGUAUUUUUAAGACUAUUACCCUGAUCGUUGCUAAUGUAUCUUUUUUUUUUUUUUGGUAUUUAUAUUGCAGAGAGAAGUUGCUUCGCUUUGGCGAAGUAGGUUUUUUGUUGG
Molecule: messenger RNA, 1426 nt
Organism: Gymnogyps californianus (California condor)
Lineage: Eukaryota; Metazoa; Chordata; Aves; Accipitriformes; Cathartidae
Gene: NOG
Product: noggin
Exons: 1
Coding region: 442-1113 (223 amino acids)
Biological process (GO): negative regulation of cell differentiation; osteoblast differentiation; negative regulation of BMP signaling pathway
Source: RefSeq, a predicted model, not a curated record